AUGACUACUAACGCGUGACGUCUGCAGGCUGAUGCUGAGCUUCCUGCCAUUCCUUGCUUACCCGCUAUCACUAUGGAGAUGAUGGAUUCUGUGGAACGGACCCGGUUACCGGAGAGGCUGCAGCGGAGAGAGGAGGAAAGGCAGCGGGAGGCGGAGAAAAAGCGGCAAGAGAAGGAAGGCCAGGCCGUGCAGGAGGAGAAGAGCGGGUACUUCAACUCCAGCUUCGGCCUGGAGAGAGCCGCCAUUGAAGAGGCGUUGUCCGGGGAGGACGCGGGGGCUGAGGCUUUGGAUGAGGUUUCCGGGCGGCUCCAGCGGCUGCAGAAGCUGCUGAAUGACAGCAUGAUGUUCCUGGCGUCCUAUGACAUCCGGCAGGCCCAGGAGCACCUCACCCGGCUGCAGGCCGCCCUGGAGACCCGGCGCCAGCAGCUGCAGCCCAAUAAGAAAUUCGCCUUCAAGUCCCGAAAGAAGGAGGCCCCAGCCGCUACCGCCCAGCCCGCGCCCCCGGUGACCCGGCCCAAGGAGACCCCUGCGGAGCCGGCUGACCAGUGCGGCCUGCGGGGCCUGAGCGGACAAGUGCUCUUCAUGGAGGCCGAGGAGAUCGGGCAGAAGGACGUGCAGCUGAGCCAACUGCGGCAAUGCACCAUCACCCUGCGCGGGAGCCCGGCCACCCUGCACAUGCGGGACCUGAGUGGAUGUAAGGUGCUGUGCGGCCCGGUGGCCACAUCCGUGUUCGUGGAUAACUGCUCCGACUGCCUCUUCACCUUCCCGUGUCAGCAGCUGCGCACCCACAGCAGCACAGACUGCCGCUUCUACCUGCACGUCACCAGCCGCGCCAUCAUCGAGGACUGCAGCGGCCUCCACUUCGCCCCGUUCACCUGGAGCUACCCCGGCAUCCAGCGGGACUACGAGCUGACCGGCCUGGAUCAGAGCUGGAACAACUGGGAUCUGGUAGACGACUUCAACUGGCUGGCAAUGGACGUCAGAUCCCCAAACUGGAAAGUCAUCCCCGAGGAGGAGAGGAUUACGCACUGGAACUGAGACCAGAGCGCCGUACUGAUGUCCAGCCGUAUACGUCGGGUCACAUGGAGACCGAGCUUAUUUAACGCCUGUACUUGUAUGACUAUAGCCAUGUACUCCAGCCAGACUGUUCGUCACCGGAUUACAGGGAGCAGAUGAUGUCGGACAUCGUCGUGUCAAUAAAUGGUUCUGUUUAUAGGGCAUCUGUCAGCACAUUUGUACCUAUGACACUGUCUGACCUGUUACAUGUGCGCUUGGCAUCUGAAAGCA
Bufo gargarizans (Asiatic toad) is the source of this 1287-nucleotide messenger RNA. RefSeq names its product tubulin folding cofactor C (gene TBCC). The record is from RefSeq and is a predicted model, not a curated record. Bases 73 to 1038 code for a protein of 321 amino acids. Gene Ontology annotation, molecular function: tubulin binding. Gene Ontology annotation, biological process: tubulin complex assembly; post-chaperonin tubulin folding pathway. Gene Ontology annotation, cellular component: cytoplasm. NCBI's taxonomy places the organism in Eukaryota, Metazoa, Chordata, Amphibia, Anura, Bufonidae. The transcript has a single exon.